AUGUACAGUAAAAUGAAUGGAUAUCCUUCGUCAUCCUUUCGAUCAAGCAGUGGCCGACUUUGGGGCAUGUCGCACUCGCUACCCUCCGGAAUGUCAAACUACCUGCAGGAUGCCGACUUUUCGUCCUAUUCCCGACCCCGGCUGUACGGCGAUAUGCCGUCGAGCAGUACGUUCGGUGGUGGGAAUCCAUCGACACCGCACCACCAUCACCAUCACCACCAUCACAAUCACAGCCAACCAUCGUCCCAUCACCACACAUCCUCGUCCAGCACCAGCUCGCUGACCGGCAUGAACUUUGGACCGGGUGGAUCGUCGUCCGGUGGCGGCAAUGCCGGUACAAACCUGAUCGUCAACUAUCUGCCGCAGGACAUGACGGAGCGGGAGAUGUACUCGAUGUUCUCCUCGAUAGGACCGCUCGAGAGCUGUCGACUGAUGAGAGAUCUAAAGCAGACUGGGUACAGUUACGGCUUUGGUUUCGUCAACUACCUGAGCGAGGAUGCGGCCCAACGGGCAAUCAAGUGUCUGAACGGGUAUCCGCUGCGUAACAAGCGUCUAAAGGUUUCGUACGCACGGCCACAGAGCGACGAUAUCAAGGAAACGAACCUGUACAUUACGAACCUGCCGCGCACGAUCACCGAGGAACAGUUGGACAUAAUUUUCGGCAAAUAUGGCACCAUCGUACAGAAGAACAUACUGCGUGAUAAGCUGACUGGUCAGCCCCGUGGGGUGGCUUUCGUACGGUUCAAUAAGCGCGAGGAAGCGCAGGAAGCUAUAUCGGCCCUUAACAACGUGAUCCCACAGGGUGGCAAUCAACCGUUGAUAGUGCGGGUCGCGGAAGACCAUGGUCGAGCAAAGGCGGCACUCUACGUACCCUCGUACAACUCUAUCGUGCACAACAAUAGAGGUAGAGUACGAAUGCGCAAUACACCGUACUGAA
Molecule: messenger RNA, 937 nt
Organism: Anopheles maculipalpis
Lineage: Eukaryota; Metazoa; Arthropoda; Insecta; Diptera; Culicidae
Product: sex-lethal homolog
Exons: 5
Coding region: 1-936 (311 amino acids)
Cellular component (GO): ribonucleoprotein complex
Molecular function (GO): RNA binding
Source: RefSeq, a predicted model, not a curated record